Thamnophis sirtalis is the source of this 1103-nucleotide messenger RNA. NCBI's taxonomy places the organism in Eukaryota, Metazoa, Chordata, Lepidosauria, Squamata, Natricidae. The record is from RefSeq and is a predicted model, not a curated record.
ACUGGUGGGUCACAACACUUAGCUCUCAAAACACGAUUCAGCCCAGAAGUCGGGUAGAAGCGUUUCAAAACUGCGGCAAGAAAGAUCCACGACUUACGACCACAAUGGAGCCCAAAAUGUACGUUGUUAAGUGAGACAUUUGUGGCAAGGGUUUUGCAAAUCAUUGAGUGGCCGUUCAAAGUUACAACAUCGCUGGGAAAAAAGUGACUCUUGACCAUGUUUCACACUUACGACCAUUGCAGCACCUUCACAUAAUCAAAAUUCAAGUGCUUGGCAACGGAUUCAUCGUUAUGACGGUCUCAUAGUGUCCUGAGUGACACGUGAUCCCCUUUUGCAGCCUUCCGACGAACAAAAUCAGUGGGGCAGCCGGAUUCCCGGAACAAGGGUGUUAUUAACAACGGCAGUGAUUCACUUAACAACGGUGGCGAGGAAAGCUGCAGAAAUGGGGCAAACCUCGCUUAGCACAUGUCUCACUUAGCAACAUAAAUUUUGGGCUCGAUUGUGGUGGGAAGUCGAGGGCUACGGGUAUUGUGGAUUUUUUUAAUGUUGUAAGCCUCUUGGAGCCACUUAGGUGUUUUUUAAUAUUAAUAUGCUUUGGGCAGCAUUUACACUUGCAUAAUAACUUAAUAAAGUAAAUGUAUGGGUAGGAUUUCUCACAUGGGGCCUUGGGGGGCCCUGAUGUGGUGAGUAGCAGCUUUUGAAUUCAGGGCGAGAUGCAUCCUGUUCCACUCACCUUGUUUUCCCCAAUCCUUUCAUUUUGCAGGGUCUUCAAGAAAGCCAGCCCCAAUGCCAAGCUCACCGUUUACCUGGGCAAGAGAGACUUCGUCGACCACAUAGAUCUCGUCGACCCGGUUGAUGGUGUCGUGUUGGUGGACCCAGAAUACUUAAAAGAGCGGAAAGGUAAAAUAAUUGAUGAUUUAUUCUUAAAUUUAUCUAGCAACCCAACUCACACACAGUGGCAACGGGCCAUGUUAAAAAUCCCACUUAAAAAAUCACCAUUUAAAACACUCUCACUUCCAUCUCAGGAGGUUGGAUCCAAAAACAAGCCGCGUGAUUUACACACUUCGAGCUACGCAAUUUGGGGUGAAGACCCUUGGAAUGGG